Messenger RNA from Rotaria sp. Silwood2, 222 nucleotides. NCBI's taxonomy places the organism in Eukaryota, Metazoa, Rotifera, Eurotatoria, Philodinida, Philodinidae. The record is from the annotation of a GenBank genome assembly.
AUGGGAAAUAAAAAACUGUGCAAUGCGGCUUGGACUGUGAAAAAAUUAGCGGUGGAGGACAUGGGAGCCGAUGUGUGGGAAGAUGAAGAUGAAGUCAAUUAUUUAGAUGAUGAUGAGGAUGACGACGCCGACGACGACGACAGCGAUGAAGAAGACGAUGCUGAUAUUGAAGAUGUGGAAGAAGAAGACGAGAGCGAAGGCAACGACGACGAAGAUGAUUAA